AUGGCUGUGGAGAUUGAGCAACCAUCCGUUAGAUUGUCAAGAGUUGCAGUCUCUGAAACUCAUGGAGAAGACUCCCCAUAUUUUGCAGGAUGGAAAGCUUACGAUGAAAACCCUUACGAUGAACUAAGCAACCCAUCUGGAGUUAUCCAGAUGGGUUUAGCAGAAAACCAAGUUUCAUUUGAUUUGCUGGAAGAAUACCUGGAGCAGCAUUCGGAAGUGGCUAGCUGGGGCAAGAAAGUUUCUGGGUUCAGAGAGAAUGCCUUGUUCCAGGAUUACCACGGAUUGCUGUCUUUCAGAAAGGCAAUGGCCAGCUUCAUGGGAGAGGUAAGAGAGGGAAGAGCAAGCUUCGACCCUGAUAGGAUUGUGUUAACAGCUGGCGCCACUGCCGCUAACGAGCUCCUAACGUUCAUUUUGGCCAAUCCCGGCGAUGCUUUGCUUGUUCCGACUCCUUACUAUCCUGGAUUUGAUAGAGAUUUGAGGUGGAGAACAGGCGUCAAAAUCGUACCGAUUCACUGCGACAGUUCCAACAAUUUCCAAGUCACUGCCGAAGCUCUGGAAGCUGCAUACAGAAGCGCAGAAGCCAUGAGCGUCAAAGUGAGCGCUGUUCUCAUCACAAAUCCAUCGAAUCCAUUAGGCAUCACCAUUGAUCGACCGGUCCUCGACGAGAUUCUCAACUUCGUCGGCCGGAAGAACAUCCACCUCGUCUCCGACGAGAUCUACUCCGGCUCCGUCUUCUCCUCCGGCGAAUUCGUCAGCGUCGCCGAGGUCCUCCAAUCCCGAGAUUUUAAAGACGCCGAGCGCGUCCACAUUGUUUACAGCCUCUCCAAAGAUCUCGGCCUGCCGGGAUUCAGAGUCGGCACGAUCUAUUCGUACAACGACGCAGUCGUGAAUACGGCGAGGAGAAUGUCGAGCUUCACUCUGAUCUCGUCGCAGACGCAGCAGCUCCUGGCCGCCAUGCUGUCCGACGACGAGUUCACGAAAAAUUACGUGAGAACGAACCGGGAGAGGCUGAGGAAGAGGUACGAGAAGAUCAUAUUGGGGCUUAGAAAUGGCGGAAUCGAGUGCUUGAAGGGGAACGCCGGCUUGUUUUGCUGGAUGAAUUUGAAGCCCUUGCUGGAGAAUGCUACGAGAGAGAGUGAAUUGAAGCUCUGGAAAUCGAUCUUGAAUGAGGCGAAGCUGAACAUUUCUCCGGGCUCGUCCUGCCAUUGCUCCGAACCAGGCUGGUUUAGGGUUUGCUUUGCCAACAUGAGCGAGAAGACGCUGGAAGUGGCUCUCAAGAGAAUCCAUAAUCUCAUGGAAAAUACGAAAAUAAGCCUUCACAAUGUUAUCUCUUUUUAG
Messenger RNA from Diospyros lotus (date-plum), 1338 nucleotides. Its product is annotated as 1-aminocyclopropane-1-carboxylate synthase 7-like. Gene Ontology annotation, molecular function: pyridoxal phosphate binding; transaminase activity. Gene Ontology annotation, biological process: biosynthetic process; amino acid metabolic process. Lineage: Eukaryota; Viridiplantae; Streptophyta; Magnoliopsida; Ericales; Ebenaceae. The coding region runs from base 1 to 1338 and encodes 445 amino acids. The transcript has 4 exons. The record is from RefSeq and is a predicted model, not a curated record.